Messenger RNA from Chanos chanos (milkfish), 2805 nucleotides. It is a transcript of the gene npas4a, whose product is annotated as neuronal PAS domain protein 4a. The record is from RefSeq and is a predicted model, not a curated record. The transcript has 8 exons. Gene Ontology annotation, biological process: regulation of transcription by RNA polymerase II. Gene Ontology annotation, molecular function: DNA-binding transcription factor activity, RNA polymerase II-specific; RNA polymerase II transcription regulatory region sequence-specific DNA binding; protein dimerization activity. NCBI's taxonomy places the organism in Eukaryota, Metazoa, Chordata, Actinopteri, Gonorynchiformes, Chanidae. The coding region runs from base 1 to 2805 and encodes 934 amino acids.
AUGUAUCGGUCCACUAAAGGUGCGUCGAAAGCUCGCAGGGACCAAAUCAAUGCAGAGAUAAGGAACCUGAAGGACUUGUUGCCCAUCUCCGAUGCGGACAAGGCUCGACUCUCCUAUCUGCACAUUAUGUCCCUCGCCUGCAUGUACACGAGAAAGUCCGUCUUCUUCUGUCAAGAAGCAACUACAACUGCCAAUGUCGAGGAAAGCGAGCAAUUUCUUUCAUACCACGAGCUGUCGGAGCUGGUUCAAUCGCUACCGGGUUUCCUGCUUCUACUGACCGGAGAGGGAAAGCUACUUUACUUAUCAGACAGUGUCUCCGAGCACCUCGGACACUCAAUGGUAGAUUUGGUCGCCCAAGGUGACAGCGUGUAUGAUAUAAUUGACCCCACUGAUCACUUCAUCAUGAGGAGUAACCUAGUGCCUCCAGCUUCACCCGAAACAGAUCGACUGUUCCGCUGUCGCUUCAACACCUCCAAGUCUGCUAGGAGACAGAGUGCUGGAAAUAAGCUGGUACUGAUUCGAGCUCACUGCCUGUCACCUCCCGCUGGUCCCUCCUCCCCCGGCUCUUACUGGACUUCCAAUCCUGUGUGGGUGUGUUUCUGUGCCCCUCUGGAACCGCACCCACCCCGCCCUGGGACCACCCCUGAAAGAGAGCAGCUUCCGUCACCGUCCACGGAGAGCAGCUUCCUCUUGGCUUGCUUCCGCUCCCAGCACAGCCGGGAUAUGAGACUGCAGGAGGCGCAGGACAGUGUGACCGCUUACCUGGGACGCGACGUGGAGGCUCUGCGCUCACGCUCCUGGUACAGCUUUCUACAUCCACAAGACCUUUCCCAUGCCUCUUCUCAACACUGCAGUUUGUUGAGAGAGGGAGGUGAGGGCAGAGCCGAGAUGGUGGUUCGAGUGGAAGCUGGGGAUCAGUCGUGGGUUUGGCUUUACAUGGUGCUUCAGCUUGAAGCUGGGGAUAACCCCAUCUGCAGCAACAACUACAUCAUCAGUGAAUCAGAAGCCUGGUCAGUGAGACAACAGUUGAGCUCAGAGCAGACGCAGCUAACCUUAGUGCUGAGCUCCAGCACCUCCCAGCAAGAGAGCCUCAGCCUACAGUCACCCGACACUCUCUCCAGCCCCGACCAGGUGUUCACACCAGGCAGCAGCGGGCUCUCGGGGCAGUCCUUCGACUUCAGCACGGCCGUGUGCAACGUCGGUUCUUCCGAAGAACAGGCUGGCAGCUCCUCCAUGGAGCCGGCGCAGCUGGAGAGCGGCCCGCGCUCCAGCCUCUCCUCUCUGGAGGAGGAGAGCUUCUUCCAGCGCCAACCCAGCGAGCCGGAGCCUAGUCCCUCCGCCGCGUCGUCCCCGACCCCGGUCACGGUGGCUACCGUGUCGGACCUAGACUUCCUCACCCAGAACAUUCUCCUGCCUCCGUCCUUCCAGCUCGACCCCCCCUUGCCAGCGCUGCCUCUCCCUUUGCCCCCUGUGCCCACUUCCCAGGCCCAACAGACAAAGGAGUUUGUGUGCACGCCACCGUACACACCCCAGCUGGGAGGAAGCAACUUCCCUUUCGGAGAGCCUCUCUUCAGCUUUGAUCCCACCGGCGCCACCACCCCUCCACCUCUCGCUACGACCGCAACAGUUACAACAACAGUGGCUCCCUCGCUCUCUCCAUCUGCCCCCACGAAUCCGACAGGCAGCCCUCCCCCCUCGACCACUCUGUCCACCCUUCCUCCUCUCACGCUUCCGGCUCUGUCCACAGACAUACUCUUCCCUGUGGAGCCCUGCAGCGGGACUCUCUACGAAAAGCUACCACCCACUCCCGACAGCCCGGGAGACGGGGACUGCACGGUCAUGACACUGCCCGAGGUCCGGGGUCCGCUGUACGUGGACGUGCCGCUGGGUCCCGUUCACUACCCGCCCGAGGGCCUGCUGACCCCCGAAGCUUCGCCGGGAAAACAGCCCUGUCUCUCUUUCUUCUCCUUGGAGAGGGAGAGACAGAAAGAGAGGACUGAGAUCUCCCUUUUGGCCCAGCACAUCAGCACGCUGGCCGAAGGGUUCUACUUGGACCCCCUGUUCCCUAAGCUUGCCCCUUCCUCUCUCUCUCCUUGUCCCCCCUCACCUUCUGCUUCUCCUUCUCUCGACACCGACGGCCUCGAGUCCGCCUCUCUGUUGGAUGAGUUUUACCCAGUCAAGUCCUGGAGGGGCCUGGAUCUGCCUCUCUUCCCCGACGAUGACUCUCUGUUUGAAGAGAGUGUCCUAGAGACCCUCCUCCACGAUCUCUCUUCUUGCUCAUCUCCCCUUUCCCCCACACCCUCUACUCCUUCUUCUCCCCCAACUCCCGUGUGCUGGCACCCCCCCCAGCACGUUGAUGGGGUCUCCGCCGUGAGUGCCAGCCACUUCUGUAGCGUCCAAUCGGCGCGCUGUAACCACACGGCCGGGUGUGGGGCUACGAUGUCGCCUGUCAGCCUUGGCGAUGUGGCAGACGGGAAGGUGGCGGGUGAAGUUGCCAUGGAGACAGAACCAGCAGCGUCAUCUCCUCUGUCUACCGGUAUCCCGGCAUCUCCGCCACUGCAGCUGACGGCGUCACCCGUGUCACCAGUCUCUGCACCUGCCUCCUCGCCCGUCAGCCCUGUUGCUCCCGGCCUGCCCUGCGCCCAGUCCCUCCUCGAGGAGCUGGCCGCCCUGGAACCCAUGUUUGGGGCAGGUGCCUCGAUCGCCCCCGACCUGGGGCAACAACCUGAGUUGUAUCAACUCCAAAGUCACCUGCCGCCACAGUGCUUCCACAAAGAUGGGAGUGAAAGUGAUCCUCCGUUCUAA